AUGAUUGUUUUCAGACAGCUGACGAAGCUGGAAGUCAAGGAGAUUGCUGAUAUAAUGCUUAAAGAAGUGGUGGUGAGGCUCAAGGAGAAAGAGAUUAAGCUUCAGGUGACUGAGAGGUUUAAGGAGAUAGUGGUGGAUGAAGGGUUUGACCCGAGUUACGGAGGGAGGCCGCUUAGAAGAGCGAUCAUGAGGCUGUUGGAAGAUAGCAUGGCGGAGAAGAUGCUUUCGAGGGAGAUUAAGGAUGGAGAUUCAGUGAUUGUUGAUGUUGAUGGUGAAGGAAGUGUGGUUGUGUUGAAUGGUAAGAGUGGAGAACACACCAAUGCUUACUCCGAUAACUGCGACCAGGAGGAGAAUCCAGGAGCCUCUGAGGUGGCUAAUAUUUACAGAAGCAGCCAAAUGAGUGAUGUCAUGGAUAGGUUCAAGAUACUAAAACGCCGGGAAGCUGAUAAAGUGCAGGAAACUGUCAACAGCCUCGACUCAGAUUCAGAUUCUGAGCCAAGAAACAAGACACAGAUUUGUGACCAUCUCUGGUCAGACUCGAUGAUAACAAUAGUUGGAAAUUCUGUUACAGAGAUGACGCAUGCCGCCAAUACUGAAGAACCAUCUGCAUCUGGCGAUGGCUGCGAGAGCCCGACCUCUCGGCAAGGAUAA
Molecule: messenger RNA, 651 nt
Organism: Eruca vesicaria subsp. sativa (arugula)
Lineage: Eukaryota; Viridiplantae; Streptophyta; Magnoliopsida; Brassicales; Brassicaceae
Source: the annotation of a GenBank genome assembly